CUUAAACAGGAAAGCAGCGGGAUACCCAAGCAUUGUCUUGAUGACAAGGGUUGUAUAACAAAAGAAAAUCUAGAUGAGUAUAUAAAAAAUUAUUUAGAGCAUGAAAAUAUACAAUUGGAUGCUGAUAAGAUAUGUUACAACCCAGGACAAAGAACUGUUAUGAAAGCAUUAUUAAAUUCUUUAUGGGGGAAACUGGCACAGAACGAGGAUCCUAGUGUUGUGUCAUUUGUUGAUAGUUUAGAUGAUUUAUUAGAAAUGGUAAAUGAUAAUAGCAUUGAGGUUACAUCGUUGGAUUUUAUUAGUAAUGAUAUUGCUAGAACUACACACAGAAAAGGAGCAUCUUUAGUGCCGCUUCCAACUAGAAAUGUUGUAAUUGCAUCAUUUGUUACAGAAUAUGCAAGAUUAGAAUUAUUUGAGGUGAUUAAUAAACUAGGUGAAAGUGUUUUAUAUUUUGACACCGACUCUGUGAUAUAUGUAGAGGAUUUAAGUAAGGGUCAUAUUUUAAAAAAGGGACAGUAUUUAGGGCAGAUGACAGAUGAAUUAGAGGAGAAAAACUGUAGUGAAAAAUGGAUUGAACAGUUUUGUUCCGCGGGCCCUAAAUCUUAUUCAUUUUGUACAAAUGAGUACACAAGAACUAAUGAAGACAGAACAAAAACAAAACAGUGUGACGAAAUUACACAUGUAAAGGGGUUUUCCUUAAAAGGAGAUACAAAAAGGAAAAUAAAUUUAGAAAAUAUGGUUAAAUGUAUAAACAACAAAAAGAAAGAAAUUUGUAUGCAUUAUACAGAAUUUACUAGGGGUAAUAGUCAAACUAUAAAUGUUCAGGAAAAAGUUAAAAUAUUUCGUUUUACUUUUGAUAAGCGCAUUAUAUGUGAUGAUUACACAACAAGAUCCUACGGGUAUAGGGGUUAA
Molecule: messenger RNA, 912 nt
Organism: Paramuricea clavata
Lineage: Eukaryota; Metazoa; Cnidaria; Anthozoa; Malacalcyonacea; Plexauridae
Source: the annotation of a GenBank genome assembly